Molecule: messenger RNA, 1431 nt
Organism: Branchiostoma floridae (Florida lancelet)
Lineage: Eukaryota; Metazoa; Chordata; Leptocardii; Amphioxiformes; Branchiostomatidae
Product: delta-type opioid receptor-like
Exons: 2
Coding region: 267-1307 (346 amino acids)
Biological process (GO): neuropeptide signaling pathway
Cellular component (GO): neuron projection; membrane
Molecular function (GO): neuropeptide binding; G protein-coupled receptor activity
Source: RefSeq, a predicted model, not a curated record
UGGAAAGAUUUUGCUCUGUAGAAUAUUUCCAGUUUAGGCGCCAAAAUCCUACAGUUUAAACAAGUAGUCUGCCUGUCAAGACCAGCACUGUUUCGAUAACAGAACUGUAAGAUUGACAGCAAAUGGGCGUUCCCUACGUUUGGACAGACGUCACAUCCGAUUGGAUGUCGUCACAUCCUGUUUGUCAGCUUUACUGAGAUCUUGGUACAAGCAGUGUAUCGUCUCAGACACAACAUUUACAACACACCAAGAACAUUCAAGAGACGAUGUCGUCAUUUCCGGGAUCAAUAUUUCCACCGGAAAAGGAUCCCUCCGUGGCAAUAUCUCCUCCCUUCCCAGUUACCACUUCGCUGGAGAAAACAGUCUGGUUUCCAACGGUGCACCUCAUUCUCGCUGCUGUUGGAUCUUUUGCAAACGCUCUCGUCAUCUACAUCAUAGCGAAGAAACCAAAGAUGAGGACCUAUCCAAAUAUCUUCGUCUUGAACUUGGCAGUGGCCGACUUCGUCUUUUGCACGGUGGCAACGCCCUUAACUUGGGUCGUAAUAUUGCUGGAGUUGUUCGGCGGGUGGCUUCAACAUGUAACGUUUGUUAGCUACGACAUGUGUUCCUUCGUCAGCGUGCUAUGUCUCACAACACUGAGUAUAGAACGUUACCAGGCUAUUUCAGACCCGAUAGGCCACAUGGACCGCAGCUCGAGGAAGCGUGCUUGGGUCAUAAACACGUGUUUAUGGGUGUUAGCACUUGUGUUAAGUAUUUUGGGAUAUAUCUUUAUAUUCUUACCAGCGACAUCUCGAGAUAUGCAAUCUCAAGACCUUAUCAGCAAGGAUCUUGCAACGACACUUUUUAGUUUCCUUCUUUCUUUUGUAAUACCUUUAGUAAUAAUUGUCAUCUUCUACGUGCUUUUGUUCAAGACCUUAAGGCAAAAUAGGGGUCUACCUGUAGGUUCUAGGAGUGACAUUAAGUCACGUAACCGUGUAACUAGGAUGGUGACCGCCGUUGUGGUAGCCUUUGUUGUAUCCUGGCUGCCAGGACACAUUAUAAACUUGGUGUACGUCUCAAACGCAAUGAUGGACAAUAAGGCAUUGUCCUACGCUACAUGGGCGUGCUUCAUGCUACAGAUCGUCAACUCUGUCUCCAACCCGUUUCUGUACGCUCUACUCGGAGAGAGGUUUGGAUUCUACAUCCGGGGCAUCAUGUGUGGGAAGGGUGUGUGUAAACAAGGUGACAGCGAUGGGAGAAAACAACAAAGGAAAAAACAAGACAACGGACAAACAACAAAUAGAGAGACAGCUUCAACAAAUCUUUGAUUUUAGGUCAGGCGUGCUCUUUUUUUCCUCUGCAUCUGCUAUUUUGAUGUAUGAAUUGUUCAGCAAAUAUCAAUGGGGUGAUGGUCAUCUUCUAAGCAGGUUAUGUCAACGUUAUCAAUAAAAA